This is a messenger RNA of Aspergillus calidoustus, 1235 nucleotides long. Lineage: Eukaryota; Fungi; Ascomycota; Eurotiomycetes; Eurotiales; Aspergillaceae. The record is from the annotation of a GenBank genome assembly.
CGCCCCCCCGCUUCUUGAAACCCCACCAGCUGCAGGUGUCAGCAUUUAAACCGUCCCAGCCUGGCCCCGCGACCGUUCCUUUUCCCUCGACGUUGAGCCGUGAAGUUCAAUCUGCCACAGCCACAGAUAACAUCUCCUGAUGACACCGACACCAACAUCAAUAUCCCUAGCGCCGAUUGCACUCGAGCUCGGAGAUGAGUGGAAAGGAGUCCUGGAUCCGCAGCGGCGACGGACGCUGCAGAAUCGGUUGAAUCAGCGGGCGCAUCGACGGCGAUUAAAGGCUGCCAAGUUGGCCAAGUUGUCGGAUGAGGCGCCUGGGGACAAGUCAUCGGAUCUACCGAGUCCGCCAGUCAAUCGAGAGCAUGCGCAGGAUAAUGAUAACGGUUCCCCAGUCCACAAUGCAUCCAAAUCACCUAGCGCUACCAGUACAUCCGUCGCUGUAACAGGCACCCCAGCAGCCACAUUCUCACCCUCACCCGCACCCCCUCACUCCUCCCCAUCAACCAAACAGAUAACAUUCAUCGAACUCGACCGCUUCAAAAUCCUCGGGCCCACCGCACCCAAGUGCCGCCGCGCCCUCCAGCACCUCGAAUCCUUCUACCGCGCCGAGAUCGCCGCAGGCUCACUGCGCACCGAACUCCUCCUGGGCCUCACCCGCCUAAACUUCCUGCGCGCCCUGCACGCCAACAUUGAUGUCCUCGGAUACUCCGCCGCCGAAAUGCACGAUGAUGCGCAGUCCCCGUUUGGGGUUCCGAGUGCCGCGAAGCCAGGGUAUAGCUCUGUCGAGCGAUUACCGGUAUCGCUGCGCCCGACACCGAUUCAAUUGUCGACCCCGCACCACCCCUGGCUCGACCUCAUCCCCUUCCCGCAGCUGCGGGAUAACCUCAUCCGACUCGGCGACGCGCUGGACGAUACACAGCUCUGCUUCGAUAUGUCUGGACGAGGAUCUGCAACUGGAGUCCCCGACAAACGACUCGGGAAUGCAGGUGGUGAGACGGGGGUGAUUGUCUGGCGGGAUCCCUGGGACCCCAGCGGGUGGGAGGUUACGGAGACGUUUUGGAGGAGGUGGCAUUGGGUGCUCAGAGACUGUACAGAGGUGAUGAGGGUGACGGACAGCUGGAGGAGGGUGAGGGGGGAGCCAGGGCUUUUCCAGCAUCGGGUUGUGGACGUGUAGUAUACUGCCCAAUUACGAGGAGACCAUAUGUAGAAAUGAGACUUAUAAUUACGGUGGUGAU